AUGGCACGUCCAAAAAAGUCCUUAAACAUUGGUAAGCACGUUCUACUAAGGAUGGAGACCAGAGUUUGUCAGAUAUUUUCAACGAUUUUGCAAGUGGAGAAUUUGAUGGUACAGGAGUUGCAAUAGAUGAGAAAUAUCAAACGGUUCAAGUAAGUGACUGACUAUGUACUAAAUCUCGUUGUUUUUAUAAACAUGAAUAUAGCACAACAUUCAAGUGCAUGUAUUUUAUAAAUAUAUAUUAGAAAUGACUUCAUUUUUUAAUACAUAAUGAAAAUAUUAACAUAUUUAAAAUAUUUUCCGCUUUUAAAUAUUUUAAUAUAUGCAUAUAGACAGAAUUUUAAUAUCGUCAAAAACGUGUCAAAAAUAUUAUCAUUUUAAUAUAAUGAUAAUAGUAUAUCAACAUUUAUAUCUCUUCAUAUUAAAUUAAUAUUAAAGGCAAAUAUAUUAAAGGUGUGUGUAAUUUUGGUCAUUCCAUGAUAUAUAAAUUAUUAAAUACAUAUACACAUGCAUCAUUAUUAAUAGACACUCAUUCAUAUUAAAUUUCCUCAUUUGCUUAUCACUAGGAGUGUACAAUGCUUUGCUUAGACUAGCUGAUAAUCUGAGGAAAUAUGCCAACUACCUGGAUGAACAAUUGGCAGCAACUGAAACGUCUCAAGCUAGGAAAGUUCCUCGCACAGAUGUUGAUGAAUGGCAGGUGUAUCAAGCAAUGAACAUUACACCUACAAAGAGAGCUAAAUAUCAAAGCCUGCACCAAGCACUCCAAAAUGCAGAUUCCUACGAAGCCAUUUUUAUUAACGACUUUGCUCCAGCCGAUAGGAGAAGGAGAUUUGAAUACAUGACUGGCCUGGUCUUCCCUAUCAAGUGUAUUAGAUACUCUUAUACAGCAUUGCACAACCAUCUCCAUUUCGUGUGGAAGCUAGAAGUAGCUGACAAUGAAAGUGUUCGACAGCAGAAAAACGAUCAGACCAAAGACAAAUUGAAAUCACAAUUUCCUGUCUACCAUAGUAGGGCUAUGAAGAGAGACUUCCUUUCUUGCUUUGGAAAAGUAACUGGAGUUAAGAGUGCAUUCCUUCGUAAAGCAUACCGCCGAUUAACUGGGGAUUCUGCGGCUGCACGGAACUUGUCCGAGAAGGAAGUUGACAGUCGGAUACAAGAGGUACUGGAUCACGAGGAUCCUGACAUCUUGUGGGACUUGAGAGUAAACAACACUGGACGACCGGAAGACUAUCCACUUUUCCUGCAGAAGUGCCAGGAUUAUAUAAAAGGAAGGUAG
Molecule: messenger RNA, 1273 nt
Organism: Paramuricea clavata
Lineage: Eukaryota; Metazoa; Cnidaria; Anthozoa; Malacalcyonacea; Plexauridae
Source: the annotation of a GenBank genome assembly